GGAAGCUACGUCCGACUCCAGACUGGACGAUGCCGUGAUGCGGUACAAUGGCCUGCCUGUCUGAUCACCACUAUCAUCCGUCUCUAUGCUUGAUGGCUUAAUUAGGUGGCUUCGGAGGCCUAAUGUGAGCUCAGAACCUACCUAUGGACCUUCUGUAUCCACAUCACAGUCUGUUUUUUCACGCCGUCUCACCUUUCAUCUGCAAGACCUCCCCGCAACGUUCUGUGCAACACUCGUGUCUUGACUGACCGAUACCGUGCUGUUGCGAUCUGGCGCUUGCGUUGGCUAUUCUGAUACCGUGGCACGCUUUGCCAUCAAUAUGACCAGUCUACUCAGCCUGUGCGAUGAGCUGCUGCACGAGGUCUUCACCUUCGUCAACUUUCCAGAUCUGUUUCGUCUCGCUGCUACAUGCAGAACAUUCAAGGCUUACAUAAAGGGAAAUAAGCUUCUAUGGAAAGACAUGUACUUGCAAAACUUCGAUGAACCUCCGGCUUGGACUGAAGUGGAUUGGGAGCUACGGCUGAAAGAUAUCACGCAUCUUCAGAAUAUCCUGAUGAGUGAAAAUGAAGACGUAAAGAGACGAAAUCUCCGGCUUGUUGUCCAGUCUAUCGUUGAUUUGCUCCACCACGCGAACAAGAUCCAGGCGCAGUCGCGAAACAUAAGGUUCCUCCAGGAACAGUUCGAAAAUCCUCUCAAUCGAAACGUAUUCCUCUCCUCGUCAGGACUUUAUGGUUAUGCCGCCGAUGGCACGAAGAGAGCUGGCACGGAAGAGCAGCGUGCGGCUCCGACUGCCGCGGAAAGACAGCUGAGCGCCAAAUUGCACGCAUACUUUGGGACGAGCUAUGAGAUAUUCGGUAGAACACGCUCCACCGCUGCGCAUCCAUACGCGAGAUCCAAAGUGUAUGACCUGCGAAACUACAACAAUCGCAACUCAUGGGGCCCGUACUUGGAUGAUCUAUCGUUCAGGCCGGACUGGGAAAAGAUUGAAUCCAUCAUGAUCGAUCUUGGCUUCAACAUGCGAAACUUCAUCGAUAGCCUGGACCACGGCAAAGGUGGUGAUGGCGACAUGUACGGAACUCCAUUCUUUGGAAUCACGCCCCAGAGCUAUGUGCCAAUCCAGGAGUUUGUAUGCCCAGGAGUCAAGGCACUCGUAGAAUCCGGCUCGUGGAAAGCGCGAAACAGGCAGGUCAAAGUUAUGACGCAACAGCCUAGUAUUCCGCUUGAAGCCCGAGAUCCGUAUGGCGUUUCUGGCACUUGGAGAAGAAUUGUAUGUUUCCUCGACUAUAACGAUCUUUACGCCUUUAACUUUUUGAGUCCCGAUCCAACGCCUGGCGAGAUGCGAGAGCCCAUAACCACGCAAGAGGCUAUCAGAUUGAUCACAAUGAAGAUCAAAGUCAAUAAGAUCAGCGAUCCGGGUGAAGGCGAUAGGAAGGAUAUGCCCGUCGUGCACUUCACCGGCAUGAGCAGGUCCAUGCAUGCUAGUUGGGACCCAAAUGCGAAUUCCAAGAUCACAGGCUCGGUGCGAAUGACGCAAAAUGGUGACGUGCGUUGGGUUACACUGAGCAUCUUCCAUGGCGAAACGAGAUGGAGAUCCGAAUGUAUCCAGCUCGGAGGUAUCAGAAGCGCGCGUGGAGUCAUUGGAACGUGGUUUGACAAGAACUAUGAUCCGAAUGGGCCGGCUGGUCCAACCGCAUUCUGGAAGGUCUGCGAAGAAGAUCAGGGUCAUGUCUGGGAAGAUGAAAUAGACAGUGUCGAGGGCUGAGAUGUUCAAAUACUUAUAAGCUUCACGUACUGAACACGGUGGAAAAUUAUAUCUCUUCGCAUACUAUUUUCGGACCUGGCACAUCAUAAAGACUUCUAGAUUCUAUGAAUUUGCUGGCUUUUUUUUCACGUGGAUGAACCUACUUGAUGAGAUGAUGACGCAAAUGCUUAAGUUAUGUUGAUCACGCUUAGAGAGUUCGUCGCAUCACAGUAAUUAUAAUCGAUCCUCUUCAGUUCUUGCAUUUGUCUAGAAAGUCAUGCGAGAGGAACAUGGUCUGUUGAACA
Molecule: messenger RNA, 2046 nt
Organism: Verruconis gallopava
Lineage: Eukaryota; Fungi; Ascomycota; Dothideomycetes; Venturiales; Sympoventuriaceae
Exons: 5
Coding region: 320-1762 (480 amino acids)
Molecular function (GO): protein binding
Source: RefSeq, a predicted model, not a curated record